GCAUGCGCACUUGUAAACCAAACGUCAUAGUGACACAUGACGUUUUUGUUAUUGUUCUUUGCAAACUUUUAUAAUAUCGAAUAAUUCGAAAGAUAUUUGUGUUCGUUUUGCUGUGAGUUAUCAUUAUUACGUGUUUAACAUUUUUGCCGUUGAUGUAAAGUUGUCAAGGUAAACUGAAAAAAUUAAAACAUGCCUAUUUUGUAUAGUGUAAUAUCUCGGGGAAGCACAGUCCUAGUUCGAUAUGCCUCUUGUGCCGGAAAUUUUGCUGAAGUUACUGAACAAAUUAUUGGAAAAAUACCACCACAUGAUGAUAAGUUGACAUACUCACAUGGAAAUUAUUUGUUCCAUUAUGUUUGUGAAAAUCAAAUUAUUUACAUGUGUAUUACUGACGAUGAAUUUGAGAGAUCACGAGCGUUUUUAUUUCUCAAUGAAAUUAAAAGACGUUUCAGGUCUCAAUAUGGGGACUCCAUUCAUACCGCGAUCGCAUAUGCGAUGAAUUCUGAAUUUUCCAGAGUUCUAGCAAACGAAAUGAAACAUUAUUCUGAAUCCCACGACGUCGAUACAAUUUCAAGAGUUCAUGGAGAGUUAGAUGAACUUAAAAACAUUAUGGUAAAGAAUAUAGAUAAUGUGGCAAUGAGGGGAGAAAGGCUGGAACUUUUAGUAAAUAAAGCUGAAAAUUUGAAUAGUGGAUCCGUGACAUUCAGAAAGACAAGUCGCAAUCUGGCACGUUCCAUGUUCUGGAAAAAUAUUAAGCUUUAUGUUAUUAUUGGUGUGAUUAUUACUGUGAUUGUUUAUUUUAUUGUUUGCAUGGCUUGUGGAGGUCUUCUCUGGCAAGGCUGUAUCGCUAAGAAAUAAAAUUUUAAAGAUACUUUAUUUUAUUCAUUACUUAAAUAUUGUAUUGUCUUAUCUUUAUGUAUAUAAGAUUCCGCAAAAUUAGUGAUAAAGCCAUUCUUAUAUGUAGUUUAUCCUAGUUAAUUUAUAAUUUUGUAAUUAUUUUUAAAGUGUCGUUAAAUAAAACAGACAAAAAACA
This is a messenger RNA of Tribolium madens (black flour beetle), 1030 nucleotides long. It is a transcript of the gene Vamp7, whose product is annotated as vesicle-associated membrane protein 7. The record is from RefSeq and is a predicted model, not a curated record. Bases 190 to 855 code for a protein of 221 amino acids. Lineage: Eukaryota; Metazoa; Arthropoda; Insecta; Coleoptera; Tenebrionidae. Gene Ontology annotation, molecular function: SNAP receptor activity; SNARE binding. Gene Ontology annotation, biological process: exocytosis; vesicle fusion. The transcript is spliced from 5 exons. Gene Ontology annotation, cellular component: SNARE complex; membrane.